AUGGGCAUCGACUGGAAUCCACGUCAGGAUGGCAUCAAAAAUCUUCCUGUCACAUUCCCUAUACUGGUUUCUUUGCCGUCUGCCAACACUAUUAUCAACCAGCUGGUCAAUGUCCAACUCAGCCUCCAUGACGAUUUCGCGUGUAUUACGCAGUGUCCAAACUACACAGUAGACGGAAAGUGUCUGAAUAACUGUCCACAAAAUAAACAUUUGUUCAUCAUGAACAACAAAAUGUGUGUGAAUAUAUGUCCAAGCACAACAUUCGCAUGGAAAACCACGUGUGUUAACAAAUGCCCCGAUAAUGAUGUGCAUUAUAAAUACGUUGUAACAAAUCCAUGCGCAGAUAUCUGCAACUUAAACGCAGUUGAUAGGUACGCGAAUUGUUAUGAACAUUGUACUGAAGAUAUGUAUGCAUUGAAUAAUUCAUGUCUUUACUAUUGUCCAUUGCCUUAUGUAUCGGUUAUGGGGUCAUGUUUAUUAUCAUGUCCACACAACCUCCCUUUCAAAAAUGCAACAACGUUAAAAACAAGAGAAUGGAGACAAAACAAAGACAACACGUGGACAUACUAAACAUACGAUAAUCACAUCGUCGAGUGCGUGUCUGAGUGCAAUCGAAGUGGGCGACCAUUAGAUUUUGAUGCAUUUAAGUGUGUAGAGGCUUGUCCAAACUCCAGUGGGUAUUUGCAAGACAAAGUAUGUAAGCCUAAGUGCUCGAAAAAUAUGGUUGUCAAUAAGGAUCC
This is a messenger RNA of Dreissena polymorpha, 740 nucleotides long. RefSeq lists its product as uncharacterized. Bases 1 to 570 code for a protein of 189 amino acids. The transcript has 4 exons. NCBI's taxonomy places the organism in Eukaryota, Metazoa, Mollusca, Bivalvia, Myida, Dreissenidae. The record is from RefSeq and is a predicted model, not a curated record.